AUGACUUCCCGAGACGGAUUCGUGUGGACUCCCAGCGCCGGAGGAAAAGAAGGGAUUCCCUCCAUCAGCGUCAUUGAACCUCAGCAGCACGUCGCUGCAGACACCAAAGAGGUCCUGGACGCCAUCGUGAUCGGUGCUGGGUAUUCUGGGCUUGUGGCGGCACGAGAUCUGACGACACAAGGAUUUCGGACUCUGCUUCUCGAGGGUCGUGACCGCAUUGGUGGCCGGACCUGGCACAGUACGAUUGAUGGAUUCAACUACGAGAUGGGCGGCACCUGGGUCCACUGGCAAAUGCCUCACAUUUAUCGCGAGAUGUCGUUAUACAACAUGCAGGACGAAUGGAUCGUGACCCAAAUCGGCGGUGGCCCUUUGGACUUCUGUACAUUGACCACGCCACAUGACAAGCGCAAUCUGACCCAUGACCAAGAGGCGGAUAUGUUCGGCAGAGUCUGGGGCGAGUUCUGCAAUCUGGACGGCGCAUACAUGAAAGAGGGUAUGCCCUACCCCUUCGACUCGAUGCGAAACAAGGAGCAGAUGAGCAGGUACGACAAGCUUUCGUGCAGAGACCGCCUGGAGCAGAUCCGAUCCAAGUUCUCCACCGAGGAGAUCGGCAUGUUGGAAGCCAUCUUGCUGCAAAUGGGUGGUGGGCCGCUGGAAUCCAUGGGCGUCUUGGACGGUCUGCGGUGGUGGGCUCUUGGCAACCAUCUUCCCACCGGGUUGAACGACAUUGCUCUCAGCACUCGACUGCGCAGUGGACAGAGCGCCCUGGCCCGGAACAUUUUCGACCAUGCAGUGUCGACCCGAAGACUCUCGUAUGCAUUUUCCAGUCCGGUGGCCAAGAUUGAGGACGGCACGUCUUUCUGCACGGUGACGACGCGGUCGGGCAAGACCUACAAGGCACACAAAGUCAUCUGCACCAUCCCCUUGAACGUCCUGCGCGACAUCGAGUUUUCUCCCGCCCUGCCGACGAAGAUGGCCGAGGCAAUCUCGAUCGGACAGACGAACAAGUGCAACAAGGUCCAUUUCGACGUGGCAGGCCCGGAGUUGGUGUCUUGGAACUCAUUUGCCUCUCCUGGGAAGGGUCUGAUCUGUGCUCUCGCAGACAACCUGACUCCCACAAAUGACACUCACCUGGUUGCUUUUGGCCCGUCAGCGGAUACCGCGGUCGGACUCACGCUCAAGGACAACGUCUCCGGUAUCAAAGAGGCACUUGACCACCUGCUUCCGGAGAAGAAAGAGGUCAAACGCAUUGUCUACCACGAUUGGUACAACGACGAGUUCUCCAAAGGCACAUGGGCUUAUCUUCCUCCGGAGUGGGUAAGCAAAUAUAAUGAUAUUAUGCAGACUCCUCAUGGCAAUGUCAUCCUCGCAAGCGGAGACUGGGGUGAAGGCUGGCGUGGCUGGAUCGAUGGAGCCGCUCAGCAGGGAAUGAAGGCUGCCAAAUUGGUCGCCGACACGUAUGGUUCUCGAAUGAAGAGUCGGAUAUGA
Exophiala dermatitidis NIH/UT8656 is the source of this 1488-nucleotide messenger RNA. Its product is annotated as flavin containing amine oxidase. The coding region runs from base 1 to 1488 and encodes 495 amino acids. Lineage: Eukaryota; Fungi; Ascomycota; Eurotiomycetes; Chaetothyriales; Herpotrichiellaceae. Gene Ontology annotation, molecular function: oxidoreductase activity. The record is from RefSeq and is a predicted model, not a curated record. The transcript has 4 exons.